Messenger RNA from Nicotiana attenuata, 1054 nucleotides. RefSeq lists its product as uncharacterized. NCBI's taxonomy places the organism in Eukaryota, Viridiplantae, Streptophyta, Magnoliopsida, Solanales, Solanaceae. The transcript has 4 exons. Bases 99 to 869 code for a protein of 256 amino acids. The record is from RefSeq and is a predicted model, not a curated record.
UAUGUGGUAUAGGAAUCAGGGUAAACCAGUCGGUUUAACCUAAUUUUGCAGGAGUAGGGUUUGUUGUAGUUAGGUGCUGCGACAAAAUCAGCUCAGAAAUGGCCGAAUCAACAAAGGUAUCCGCGAUGAAGAGGCAAAUCCUUAAAGGAGGAGGAGAAGGAUUUGAGCCACCGUCAUCCUCGGAGAAGAAGCAAAAAUUUGCAGAGGGAGGAUCAGUGACACCGUUAUACCCGGAGGAUAAUGAGAAAUCAAUAUGUUUUUGCGAUAUAAGCGAUGACAACGACGAUGGCGAAAAGAUACCAAAUGAAGGAGGAUGCUGCCUUUGCAAUCCAACCAAACCUGAUCCCGACUCCGAUGAAGAUUAUCCUGAAGAGCUUCGCCCUUCCUUAGAACCAAUUCUCUUGAAAUACCACCAUCAGGCUCUUCUAACCAAUGGUUUUGAUUUUGCUGAGUAUCCUGGUCCGGUUGCUCCAAUAUCACCAAUUGUGAAUCUUGAUACCCACAAAGACUUUGGGGUAAUGAUGGAACUUGCUAACCUUGCUAUCCAAGAAUAUAAUGAGAAAGAGUGCAAUGUUUUCAAGUAUAAGCUUUUGAAGAUUGAGAAAGCAACUUAUAUGCUGGCCGCGUGGGAACAAUAUUUUAUGACUGUUAAAGUCUUAAAUCUCACUCUUGCUACUCCUAUCGAAACGUUUCAAAUCUAUGGUGCUAAAAGAAUCUUUAGUGCUGAUAUCAAAGAAGUCCUCCAUUGUGGGCCAAAAAGAAUGGAGCUAAUUGCUGGUCCGUUUUCCAUGCAGAUUGGAAAGGACAGUCCUCCGGAACAUAUCGAGGCUUUUAAGGGGAUACGUGCACAACUACGAAAAUAUUUCUAGAAUUUGAAUUUGACCGGGUACAACCUUUAGGAUUGUCCUGGGAGGAAAGAAGACAUUUGAAGUACAGCUAAUUUAAAUCUGGACUGCACUAUUUAAGAUUUCAUCUAUCGAACUUUUAAGCGCUUUUACUUUGAUAUGUGAUCUGACCUCUUUGUUAAUUGAAGUAUCUGAUAAUAUUAUGCACA